Chaetomium strumarium is the source of this 2551-nucleotide messenger RNA. RefSeq lists its product as uncharacterized. Lineage: Eukaryota; Fungi; Ascomycota; Sordariomycetes; Sordariales; Chaetomiaceae. Gene Ontology annotation, cellular component: cytoplasm. The transcript has a single exon. Gene Ontology annotation, molecular function: protein binding. The coding region runs from base 449 to 2497 and encodes 682 amino acids. The record is from RefSeq and is a predicted model, not a curated record.
UGGGAUCCCAGCUGAGAAUCACUCAACACCUCCUGCGCCGGUUUUAGGUCUAGCCGCACAGCCUCAGCCUGUGCUGAAGAUCCAAUUCGGACCCCGCCCCGAUCGAUGAUACGAGCGGCCUGAUAUCGACAUCAUCACUGCACCCGCCCACCAUUUCUUGCGUGUAGUACGCACUGACUAGUGGAUCGGUUCCCGCUCGUUUUACUUGGGCGACUUCUUUUCUCCUUCCUCCUACUUGCUGGCCCGGAUAUCGCCUACCAAUCCGACAUUUCUCUUUCUUCCUCGACAACGCCAUCGCCAUCACCAGAUUGCAAUUCGCCAGCGCCGGAGCAUAUUCUGAAACGUCCAGGAAGGCACACGGCAUUUAUUUUCUGCGCCUCUUGGACCUUUGCUCCGCUAAAGCGCUGUUCCCGAUUACGCGGACUUAUACCCACCUGGCAUCGCCAUCAUGGCAGCCCCCUACACCAUUCACAGUGUUCCAGGCACGCCACCGAGCCCAGAUACCCUGGAUGAGAGGCCCAUUGAAAACGACACAGCGGCACCGACGAAAAGGGACAGGCGGCUGCGCCGUCUUCAGCGUGUCUUGUCCUCACCCUCCCUCACUCGCGGGAGGUCCGCAAGCAGCUCAAUUUCACCUCCUGGCAACAUCUCCUGUGUCAGUCUAGGCUGGAACAGCUCCUCGUCCGGCCAGUCAAGUACCAGCUCCUACUUCUCCCAGGCCUCAGCGGUUGGGAGUUCCACCACGUACCCAUCGAUUCCAACCAGCCCGAUCGCCGAGUCGCCGGGCUUUGAUGGCUUCGAUUCAGCGCUUGCUAUUCGAUCGGACUCAUGUGUCCCGCAUGCAUCAACCACCCCUUCUCUACCCGUGAGAACCAAGAAGGAGCGGAAUGCAUGGAGCCUGUGGGCGGGCUUGCCGCCGGAGCUCAAGUCCCAUGUGCUUUCUUGCCUCCGGCCGAAAGAGCUCGUGCGUGUUUCGAGAGUGUCCAAGGAGUUUCACAGGAUCUGCUUCGAUGGGCAGUUGUGGACCAGCCUCGAUGCAUCCGAGUUCUACAGAGAGAUACCUGCCGAAUCACUAGCCAAAAUCAUUGAGUCGGCGGGGCCAUUCGUGAAGAACCUCAACCUCAGGGGCUGCGUUCAGGUGGAGCAUUACGAACAGGCUGCGGUGGUGGCCAUGGCAUGCCGAAAUCUUAUGAACCUCACCCUGGAGGGAUGCCGAAAUAUCCAGCGCUCGACCCUACACAGAGUACUCAAGGCCAACAACAAGCUUGUACGGCUUAACCUCACCGCGCUGCCCGCCGUAAACAACGCGACCUGCAAGAUCAUCUCAAACUCUUGCCCCGAGCUAGAAACUCUCAACGUCUCGUGGUGCAAGAACAUGGAUGCUAGGGGUGUUAGGUUCGUGGUUGAGGGGUGCCGGAAACUCAAAGAUCUGCGAGCCGGUGAGAUUAAGGGGUUCAAUAACGAGGACGUUGCGAAGGCCAUAUUCCGGACCAACAACCUCGAGCGGCUCGUCCUCCCGGGUUGUGACGACCUAAAUGAUCGCACGCUCCAACUUAUGAUUCACGGUCCGAACCCCGAGAUCGACUGGCUCACGGGCCGACCAAUCGUCCCUCCCCGAAAGCUGCGUCACCUCAAUCUUAACCGGUGUUACAGGCUUACCAACGCCAGCGUGAAGGCGCUUGGAUAUCUGGUUCCCGAUCUAGAGGGUCUGCAGCUUUCGGGCAUUACAGCUCUGUCCGACGGUGCGCUUGAGCCGAUUCUAGCUUCGACCCCCCGUCUCACGCAUCUUGAGCUAGAGGAGCUCAAUCUCAGCAAUCUCCUCCUGUCAAAGCAUCUUGCCAAGGCUCCUUGCGCGUCCGGCCUCGAGCACCUCUGCGUCAGUUCUUGCGAGCGCAUCGGAGACCCAGGGUUGCUACCCGCCAUCCGGAACUGUACCCGCCUCAGGAGCAUCUACAUGGACAACACGCUCGCCAGCGACCUCGUCCUUGCCGAAGCCGCCGCCAUGGUGCGCGAGCGGUCAGCCCUAGCCCCACGACAGCAACACAAGGCCCUCCCCACCGUCGGCCUCAGCCUGGUCUGCUAUGACUGCCAUAACAUCGGCUGGGCCGGUGUGCGCGAAGUCCUCAGUCGAAACACGGAAGCGCCGCAGCAGCUUCGAGAGGACCGCAAAGGCAAGGGAAAGGCGAUCGACCCACACAACCUGCCGACCGAAAUCAUCAGCCUAAAAUGCUAUCAUAACUGGCAGAUGACUGUUGACGAGCAUACGAAGCGGGUGCUCAAGGGGGAUAUUGCGUCCGCGAGACGGUUGGAGAGGAAGUGGGCCGAUUUCAUGCAGGCGACCGAGGAGGCGGGCGUCUCUGGGGUCGGGGCAAGGAGGAGGAGGAGGAGGGCGAGGGAAGCGCAGCAGGCGCAUGACCAGGAGGGUGCCGUGGGCUGGGCUGUCGCCACUGUUGGGGGCAGGAGGAGGGCGAGGACCACGUCGUGUGCCGUUAUGUGAUUCACAAGACGGAAGGGACUCCGUCUUCUGGGAGGCAUAUGCAUCGCAUCGGAU